Molecule: messenger RNA, 171 nt
Organism: Mesorhabditis spiculigera
Lineage: Eukaryota; Metazoa; Nematoda; Chromadorea; Rhabditida; Rhabditidae
Source: the annotation of a GenBank genome assembly
AUGAAGGAGCCAUGCUUUCGGUGUAAGCGGCCCACCUAUUUCAACGACAAAGUUGGCCCGCUGAAAGACGGUUCCCUGUUCCACAAGGGGUGCUUCAAGUGCUGGAUCUGCGGGACGCGGCUAUCCCUCAAGACCUAUCACAAUAACCGAAACGACACGCAGGAUCUCGAA